This is a messenger RNA of Thalassophryne amazonica, 1804 nucleotides long. RefSeq names its product galectin-3-binding protein B-like. The transcript is spliced from 5 exons. The record is from RefSeq and is a predicted model, not a curated record. Lineage: Eukaryota; Metazoa; Chordata; Actinopteri; Batrachoidiformes; Batrachoididae. Gene Ontology annotation, cellular component: membrane. Bases 108 to 1601 code for a protein of 497 amino acids.
ACUUAAGGAAGCCUACAGACGUGAAGUUGACGUGAACGUAUUGGGGCAGUUGACAGAGAUUCUUGAUAUUACCUUAAACAAAAAGACUGUUAAAUCAGCAGUUUGAAAUGCUGACGCUUAAGAACACAAAGACUUUGUGGAUGUUGUUGCUCUUCUGGGUCUCUGGAGGACAGUCUGCAAAAUUUAACCUGUUCGAGGUGCAGUUCUAUGAAGGAUCUGUAAGGUUGUCCGGCUCUGAGAGUGCUGCCGAGGGCCGCGUGGAGAUCUACCACAACGAGAGGUGGGGCACAGUUUGUGACGAUGGGUGGGACCUGGCCGAGGCCCAGGUGGUGUGUCGACAGCUGCAGUUCCCUGGAGCCAAAUCUGUGCAAACUGGAAAAGUCUACGGAACAGCUCCUGGACCCAUUUGGCUUGAUGAUGUUGAGUGUAAAGGAACAGAGGACAGUCUCUCUUCCUGUUCUUUUAAAGGUUGGGGAGUGACCGACUGCUCCCACAAGGAAGACGUUGGAGUUGUUUGUGAAACAGGAAGAUUUCACAGGUACAUUUACACCCGUAAGGUGGAUGUGACAUUCUCCUCUGCACAGUGCCUCCACUGGAUGGCCUCAAAGUUUGGAGUGAUGCAGCUGAUGGAGGACAUAGGCCGGCUCUUCACCAAACUCCUUCCAGAGGAUUCUUCCUUUCACACCCAGGUGUCCCUUUACACGUAUUCAGUGGAAACAAAGGAUGUGGUCCUCCAAGAGAACUGUGUCCAAUACCUGGCCUGGAACUAUCAAAACCUGACUAGUUCUCCAGCUUGGGGCAACUUCCCUGUGGAUCUCCUAGAGCAACUUCUGGUCCGAUCUGACCUGGUGGUCCCAGAUGAAAUGUUUCUCCUUCAGACCGUAGAGAGCUGGAUCACACACAGGGGUAAUUCUACCUCUCUGGAAUGUCAGGCCAACCUGCUGAGUCACAUUCGCUUCCCGAUGAUCCCAGCUGUGAAGCUGCAUGAGCUGCAGUUCACCUCCCCACUUUACAAAACCCAUGAGACCCUCUAUCGUGAAGGUAUUGUUAAAUCUCUGUAUUUUAAUGUCCUGCCGUUCAGCAACCUUACCAGGAGUCCAAUGUUCAACAGAGAUGAUGAUGACUAUUCUCCCAGGAUCUACACUGCUCAGCCAUGGAGUACAGAAAUUGACCCAAAACAAAAUCAAAACCAUCCUGCGUACUAUCACAGCAACCCUUAUUUUUAUCAAGACUUCCAUGCAUAUGGCACAAGCACGUCCUUCAGCACACCUGUCCACAAUAGCAUGAUCUUUCAGGACAAGAAGGUUAACUGGGAGGCAGCUGUCUUCAUGAGUGAAUCUGCAUGUUUAAACCGAGGUCUUCGGUGUGAGUCGUUCCCUGUUGCGUGGUUGAAGGCCAAAAACACUCUCAGCCAGUACGGGAGCAGCAUUGUCUUCCAUAACAGACUGCUGAUCGUGUGCCAAGGCAAAUACAUCUGUCAAGUUCAAGACUUCAAAGCAGACCUGGCUCACACCAACACCAACGGGACCCAGGUUCUGGCUUAUCCCUGCGCUUAUGACAAAUACAUCUACCACUUUGUGGUCAGACCACAACAAGUCUGACCGACCAAAAGCAGUUCUUGGUGUUUAUACUUAAUCUUUUGAUCCUAGUCACCUGGACCUUUAGCCUGUGAGGUCUUCUGAUCAGCUCAGUGUCUGUGUGUCAGUUGUGCAUUUAUUGGUUGAUUAUUGCAGCAACUGUUCUUUCUUUUCAAGUAUCCUUACGUGCAUCUUUUACAAAUACAAAUAAACCACUGUUAAAGUUC